Corylus avellana is the source of this 674-nucleotide messenger RNA. RefSeq lists its product as uncharacterized. Lineage: Eukaryota; Viridiplantae; Streptophyta; Magnoliopsida; Fagales; Betulaceae. The record is from RefSeq and is a predicted model, not a curated record.
AUUCCUUCUUCUUCUUCUCUCUCUUUCUCUCUCCAGAAUACUCAGAAACAACUCCUGCAGAAAAAAAAAAAAAAAAAAAAAAAACAAGAAAAAGCAAAGUUCUUCUUCAUCAUUGCUCUUCCUUCUUCAAUGGCUGCAGAAUCCAACCCAGCAAGCUCCUCUCACAACCUAACAAUUCUCGUCGAAAAAAACCCAUCUGAAUCCCGCCUAAAGGAACUCAACAUCAAGUGCUGGCCCAAAUGGGGUUGCUCACCGGGAAAGUACCAGCUGAAAUUUGAUGCGGAAGAAACAUGCUAUUUAGUGAAAGGAAAGGUGAAGGUAUACCCUAAAGGGUCGCCGGAGUUUGUGGAGUUCGGCGCCGGAGACCUGGUGACAAUCCCAAAGGGACUGAGUUGCACUUGGGAUGUCUCUGUUGCUGUCGACAAAUACUACAAAUUCGAAUCAUCGUCGUCAUCGUCAUGAUCAUCAUCAUCUUCUUCUCCUCCUUCUUGUUGAUUAAUUAUAAUUAUUCUUUCACAAAAAAGAUUUUUUUUUUUUUUUUUUUUUUUUGUUUUUGGUGUGGGUGUUGUAGUUAAUAUCUUUAGUCAAAGAAAGGGAACACAAUUAGUCAAUGCAUGUCCCAUUCAAACUAAUUUAUCUUUACGUGUUUAAGUAAAGUAUUUAUUGCUCGCUCC